Messenger RNA from Boeremia exigua, 372 nucleotides. Its product is annotated as cytochrome P450 CYP4/CYP19/CYP26 subfamilies protein. The annotation marks the transcript as partial. Gene Ontology annotation, molecular function: monooxygenase activity; heme binding; iron ion binding. The record is from RefSeq and is a predicted model, not a curated record. NCBI's taxonomy places the organism in Eukaryota, Fungi, Ascomycota, Dothideomycetes, Pleosporales, Didymellaceae. The transcript is spliced from 3 exons.
UUCACACUUCCUCGCGUUGUUCCUCAGGGUGGAUGCACUGUUGAUGGUCAUUUUCUACCAGCUGAAACUGUUGUUUCUACAAGCUCUUUCGCGGCAAGUAUGUCGUCAGCUAACUUCAAAGAGCCCUGGAAGUUCAACCCAGAGAGAUGGAUGGGUGAAAACCCCACCGAUGACCUCGACGCAAGUCAGCCGUUCUCGUACGGAACGCGGUCCUGCAUGGGACGGAGUCUUGGCUGGAUGGAGCUUCAAACUAUCGUAGCGAAGAUCAUCUACCGGUACGACAUGGAGUCAGUUGAUGACACUGUUGACUGGCAUCGUGAUUCGAGGAUGCAUACUCUCUGGGAGAAACCUCCUCUGAUGGUGAGAUUGAAG